Messenger RNA from Lates calcarifer (barramundi perch), 3920 nucleotides. RefSeq names its product clathrin interactor 1. Gene Ontology annotation, molecular function: clathrin binding; phospholipid binding. Gene Ontology annotation, cellular component: clathrin vesicle coat; plasma membrane; endosome. NCBI's taxonomy places the organism in Eukaryota, Metazoa, Chordata, Actinopteri, Centropomidae. Gene Ontology annotation, biological process: endocytosis. The record is from RefSeq and is a predicted model, not a curated record. The coding region runs from base 194 to 2188 and encodes 664 amino acids. The transcript has 12 exons.
GUAGGCAGAGACCUACGUUUCCGUAGCAACUGGGGCCGGUCCGUUAACCGCAGCGGCCGCUGAACUGUCGGAGCUCAUCGAGGAGCAAGGGGGGGAUUGUAGUCGGUAACUGGAUACCACCUCUGUCUUGUGGGGCACAGAGACACGGGGGCGACGCAGUAUCGAGGCGGCGAGCCCGCAGUUCCGUGCGGAGAUGCUGAAUAUGUGGAAAGUCAGAGAGCUGGUGGACAAAGCCACCAAUGUGGUUAUGAACUACUCAGAGAUCGAGUCCAAGGUGAGAGAGGCCACCAAUGACGACCCCUGGGGACCUUCUGGACAACUGAUGGGAGAAAUAGCCAAAUCUACCUUUAUGUAUGAGCAGUUCCCAGAGGUGAUGAACAUGCUGUGGACCAGGAUGCUGAAGGACAACAAAAAGAACUGGAGACGAGUCUACAAGGCUUUACUACUGCUGGCCUAUCUGAUCAGGAACGGGUCUGAAAGAGUCGUCACCAGUGCCAGAGAACACAUCUACGACCUGCGAUCUCUAGAAAAUUACCACUUCAUUGAUGAGAACGGUAAGGAUCAGGGCAUCAAUGUGCGUCAGAAAGUGAAAGAGAUGGUGGAGUUCAUCCAGGACGAUGACAGACUGAGAGAGGAGAGGAAGAAAGCCAAGAAGAACAAAGAUAAAUAUAUUGGAGUCUCAUCUGACAGUAUGGGAGGAGGAGGGGGCAGCUUCAAGAACUCUAAUGAGUUGGAUCGGAAUAAGUGGGAUGAGGACUGGGAUAAGAGCAGAGGAGCUUUCCCCUUCAGUGAGAAGCUUGGAGAGAUAAGUGACAAGAUAGGCAGCACCAUUGACGACACAAUCAACAAGUUCAGGAAGAAGGAACGAGACGACUCACCCGACAGAAUCAGUGACAACGAGGAGGACCGAGCAUCGAGAAACGGACGGCAGGACACCCUGGAGUUUAAAGACGAGGAGGAAACUGUCACAACGAAGAGCAUCCAGAUCACACAAGCAACGGAAACCACCACCACCACCACGCGGAAACGCAGCAGAGCGACGAGCAGCAAGACUCUGGACCUGGGUGCUGCAGCUCACUACACUGGAGACAAGAGCCCAGAGGAGAAGUCAUCAGUCAGGCAGUCAUCCAGUAGCGGUUUAGCUGACCUGUUAGUGAUCGACCCUUCAUCCAGUCAGAGCGCCACAACAGGUGGCAGUUCAGACCUCAUCGCUGGUUUUGCUGAUUUUUCCUCUCCUGCAGCCUCUGCCAGCCUCCCAACCUCCACAGCUGCUGCAUCAUCCAAUGGAAACGGAGAAUUUGGAGACUGGAAUGCCUUCUCGGCCAAUCCACCGGCUGCGUCCAGCUCUGCUCCCUCCCAGCCCGUCACUGACCUGUUUGGCAGCGUCCAGUCACCCACAGCCCCAGCCUCUAAUCCCGCCUCUGUCCCACCUUCUGCUGAGCUGUUUGACCUGAUGCUGAUGGGCGGAGUUAACCAUCAGCUAAACAAUCCACAUACAACGCUGAGUGCAUCUCAGAGCAUGACUUUCUCUCUGGGAGGGGCGACGCCAGGAGCAUCUGUUGCCAUGCCCACCAUGCCCCUUUCUCGCUCUCAACAGAGCUUGGGAGGCAUGACGUCUCAGCAGCCCAUAGGACAACAGCAGAAGGCUGGGGUCGGAGGUCAGGGAUCCUUAGGGUCAACAUGGUCUGACCCUUCCGUCAACAUCAGCCUGGACUUCCUAUCAGCAGGCCUGAACCCCACUAAGACACCACCCACACUCAACAAUAUCAUCCAGCAACAAGGAGUGCCUCCCGUCAACCUGUUGGCCCAGAACUUCGGUGGACUGAACCUCAGCUCCCCGCCCCAUGUGACACCCAUCAGACCACCAGCCAAUCCCAUGAUGGCAGGCAGUGCCAUGCCGGUGGGCAUGCCUGCAUCAGUGGCAACUGGCAUGCCUUCAUCCUUGGCAGCGGGUAUGCCACCUUCAAUGACCACGGGUACAAUGGGGAUGGGGGGAAUUCCUGUAAACCAAGGCAUGAUGGGAAUGAACAUGAGCAUGAAUAUGGGCAUGACCACUCCGGUGAUGAUGGGUGGUAUGGCUGGCAUGGGAGCACCAGGAGUCGGGAUGGGCCUAGCACAUUCUGUCACCCCAGCUGUGGUCCCACCCAAACAAGAUGCCUUUGCUAACUUUGGCAAUUUUGGGAAAUGAAGGAGCGAAAAUGUAUGUGUGAGUGUGAGUGUGCAUGUCUGACAACAUGAGAGUGUAAGCCACAGAAGGACUGCUGUACUUGAAGACAACCUUGCAUGUUUCUCUGUCUGCUUCUGCUCUUUUUGGCGAGGUGGUACCAGUGAUUGUUCACCAUCCCAGUGUGAUGAUAUAAUCUUGGAGGCAGGGGAGCGCGCCCGCUGGUGCCACCCUGCUGCUGAUAACUUGACGUGUGAAUUUAUGUCACACAGAGGGACACCUGAAGAGCAGGGAAGUUUUCAACCCACAGCUUGUAGUCAUUACUUUCCUGUGGGGAGAGGAUCUUCGUAUUUACCCAUUUUAUAAAUGACCUGCAGUGUUUUCCCCCUUCACAACAAAACAUCACUACAAAACAUUUUUCUCCGUAACUGCACGGAGAAUACAAUCAGUAGGGUUGACUCAGAUGAAAAUGGCAUUGCUGCCUUAAUUUUGCAUUGUAGCCUGAGAUAACAUGUUUUAUAUAAUUUCAGCCAAAUUCAGUCAGUUCAUGAAAUUCAAGCCAUUACAUUAUUGCCAGGGGGAGACUCUGUUUCUUUCUCUCAUCCUUGCACAAACAGCAUAACAGAGUAUCUGGAGUAUACAGAAUCCAUGUGUUCUGGUCCUCCAGCAGAGGGCAGGAUGGGUGUUUGAAGUGUCCUCUUCUUCUCCCCUCCCCUAGCAGUUCACACUAGAUGGAUGAACAGUAAGACACCUAGAGUUUUCUUGAUGUUUACAAGACACCACGAGAGAAGCUUUGAACUGCUCAGAUUAAAGGUCCCUAACAUACUUUUGAGCUCUUUAUAUAAUUAUAACAGGUUACCGUUAAAAGUGAUACCACUUCCUAUUUUGGAUGCAUCUGUCAUAUUAGCGCCUGGUGUCAGAGUCAGUCAGUAUUUUAUUCAAACUACUAUCAAGUGAUAUUUUUUUCUUUAUGCCCCCCUGCCAUCAUGUCCCCUCAGACACACUCACUUUCUGACCCACACAGAUGUAGUAUUCUGCUCUGGCAUACAGACACUGUUAAAGGAUAGAGGUGCAGCAGUCUAAUGAGUAUUUUUCAGCUUGCUGUGGGAAAAAAAAGAGAGUCAUCAUCCACAAGACACACAAUAGAAUUUCACGGACACCCCAACAGUGAACCUUUAAUUACAAAGUAUUUUUGCCAGCAAACAUUUUUCACUUUGCAGCUCACUUUUUGCAUAUCUGGGCCUCACAUACCGUGUACUAGAAGAAUAACUACCCCUACAUGUGACAUGGAUAAGAUAAAGUGAGCGAAUUUGAUUUUUUUUUUUUUUUUUUUUUUCAUUCACCUAGUUUUAAUAAAUGAUUUCUAUGGCUAGCUGAGACCAAUCCAAAGGGUUUUGGGAUCUCGAGUGAAGUGUAUGUGUGAGACAUGAGUAAAUGAGUGUGUGUGACUUUGUGUAUGGGUUUAGUUUUCUCUUGUUUGAUGUGCAAACACAGCUAAGCAGAGCCUCUUGUCAUUUUCUGAGGCACUGCACUCCAAAUGACCAAAUCUUUAUUUUGUUACUCUCAGAAGGAUGAUUCCAUAGCUAUUAGCUUAAUAUUUUAUUAGUUUAAUUGUAAGGUUCUGUUCAUAUGGGAGAGCUACUAAUAACAUUAUUUAGUUGACAGGAAUCAUGUUUUUUUUUUCGGUACAGCUCAUUUCAUUUGAUUGUACUCUCUAUUUUCUGUACUUCAUUCAACAUUAAAUUAUAACAUUAAA